ACACGCGCCGCGUACUCUCUCUCCUAUUCAUUUCCUUCGAUAUAGCCACAGCUGCCAUCUUGACCACUCCUUCGUCGUCUGUUUUUCUGUCUAUAUCUGUCUCUCACCACAGCAAAAAACCAAAAAAAAUCCAGUAUUGUAUUGAAUUGUGCUCGUUAAUUCCCUGGCAGACUUAGAGAAACAGAUUUCGACAAUAACUAAUAUUAUAUAUUUAUGAUGGCAGAGCUGGCGGCGCCUGAAGCUUACGCGCCACGGACAAUACAGGUUUGGAGAACACUGUUGAACUGGUUGACCUUUUUCUUCCAGAUCUUCACUCAGAUCCUCCGGGGAACGCCUUCGUUCACUCAGGUCCUCUCUUAUGUCGGCCUGCGUCACGGCUCCUUCCUUUCUUCUGCUGCUCACGCUCCGUCGCAUUUUAAGCCUUUGCCGGUAGUUGAGCUGUCGGAGUUUGGAGAAGAGCCGGAAGAGGCCCUUCCGCCGCCUACUCAUCCACCCCUUGCGGCUGCUGUUCCAAUCGCGGGUGGAGGGAAGCUGCUGGAUGCUUCGUCUUUGGAGAAGCUAAAGGUGGUUCUUGACUUGGAUGAAACUCUGGUCUGUGCAUAUGAGACGUCAAGUCUGCCUGCAAUGGUACAUGCUCAGGCCACUGAAGCUGGUUUAAAAUGGUUUGAACUAGAAUGUGUUUCGUCUGAUAAGGAAUUUGAAGGAAAACCUAAGAUCAACUAUGUGACAGUGUUUGAACGUCCUGGAUUGAAUGAAUUUCUAAAACAACUAAGUGAAUUUGCGGAUCUUGUGUUAUUUACUGCUGGACUUGAAGGCUAUGCUAGACCACUUGUUGACAGAAUAGAUGCUGAAAAUCGAUUCAGUAGUAGACUGUAUCGGCCUUCGACGAUUAGCACAAAAUAUCGUGAACAUGUGAAGGAUCUAUCGUGCUUAUCAAAGGAUUUAUGUCGAAUUGUCAUUGUUGAUAACAACCCAUUUAGUUUCUUGUUGCAACCCUUGAAUGGAAUUCCAUGCAUUCCAUUUUCUGCUGGACAACCACAUGAUGAUCAGCUUUUGGAAGUUAUUCUUCCACUUCUCAAGCACCUCUCUCUGCAGAAAGACGUAAGGCCAGUUCUGUACGAAAGAUUUUACAUGCCCGAAUGGUUUCAAAAGCAUGGCAUCCCUGCUUCAGAAAAGACAAACUUACGCUGAAAUCGAACGGAGUGUAGGAUAUUAUUCUUUUCACAAGGCAGUGUGUCCUAGCCAGAUCUCCCAAAAUUUUGUAUAGGAUCAUUCUGUGGCUGUUCUCAGGAGCAGCUACUAAUGAAACUCAGAAAUGUUCAAAUUCUUGUCAGAUGAGUUUCUCUAUUGCACUAUCAGACAUUUGCACACGAUUGUGAAAAGUAAGAUUCUUGUGUAAUAUUGUUUAUAGGUUUGAAUUUUAUGUAUUUCCUAAUUGUAUCAGUCAAUGCCAAUAAAUUAUUUGCAGGUGAACAGAAUUCUUAGUUAUGUCACUUGAAAGAGAUUGAUGUAUAUUAGAAUGCAGUUUUUCAAUUUGUUACCUUUUAUUUCCA
Molecule: messenger RNA, 1553 nt
Organism: Olea europaea var. sylvestris
Lineage: Eukaryota; Viridiplantae; Streptophyta; Magnoliopsida; Lamiales; Oleaceae
Product: carboxy-terminal domain RNA polymerase II polypeptide A small phosphatase 1-like
Exons: 7
Coding region: 214-1191 (325 amino acids)
Molecular function (GO): phosphoprotein phosphatase activity
Source: RefSeq, a predicted model, not a curated record